AGCUGCUGUCAGGAUGAGCGUGAAGAAGACGCCAUGGAGACGGUAGCUGCGUUUGAGGGGGAUCUGCGGUUAAUAUAAAACAUCCAUGGAUCUGCGGGCGGUCGGGGACGAAUAAAGCUUUCUAGCUGCUGCCAGGACCGCUGUCUGCCUGCGCGCCUGUCCUGCGCAUCUCCCGAGACCACGGACGGGGACGGAGCUGGGCGGAUUGAGUUUCCUGAAGCGUCUCCAUCCACUGAUCAUGGUGGACUACUACCAGAUUCUGGGAGUACGGAGGGAUGCGGCCGCCGACGACAUCAAGAAAGCAUACAGAAAGCUGGCUCUGCGGUGGCACCCGGACAAAAAUCCCGACAACAAGGAGGACGCUGAGAGGAAGUUCAAGGAGCUGUCGGAGGCUUAUGAAGUCCUAUCUGACGCCAGCAAGAGGAGCAUCUACGACCGCUAUGGCAAGGAGGGGCUGACGGCGGGCAGCGCAGGGCGAGGGGGACAUUACCACAACGGAAACCAUUUCCAUGAACCAUUCACAUUCCGUAACCCAGAGGAUGUUUUCCGGGAAUUCUUCGAUGGCAGAGAUCCAUUUGCAGAUUUUUUUGGACCAGAUCCAUUUAGUGAACCAUUUUUUGGCAAUAACCGACGUCACCAAAAUCGGGCGAGUCGCAGCCGCGUGGGCACUUCCUUCUUCGGAGGGUUCGGCUUUCCUCCGUUUGGUGCCGGCUUCACACCUUUUGACCCCAGAUUCGGUUCUUUUGGCUCACUGAGUGCCAUGGGCCACAUGGGCCACAUGGGUCAGAUGGGCCACAUGGGUCAGAUGGGCCACAUGGGUCAGAUGGGCCACAUGGGUCAGAUGGGCCACAUGGGUCACAUGGGUCAGAUGACAACCAUGGGCAGUCUGGAUGGAGGUUUCACCUCCUUCUCAUCUUCCUCCUUCGGAGGAGGCGGAGGAGGGAGCAUGGGCAACUUCCGCUCCGUGUCCACCUCCACCAAGAUAGUCAACGGCAGAAAGAUCACCACCAAAAGGAUCCUGGAGAACGGGCAGGAGCGCGUGGAGGUGGAGGAGGACGGCCAGCUGCGCUCCCUCACCGUCAACGGGAAGGAGCAACUCCUGCGGCUGGAGCACAAGUGAAGAAUAUUACCUCACAAACCCCUGACACCUGAACCCAAUCAGAACUGUUUCCUCAUCGUGCUCCACUGGUCCUGCGAUGUCCAUACUGGUCCUGCGAUGUCCAUACUGGUCCUGCGAUGUCCAUACUGGUCCUGCGAUGUCCAUACUGGUCCUGCGAUGUCCAUACUGGUCCUGCGAUGUCCAUACUGGUCCUGACGUCCCCCUCGUUUGCUCCCAGGCUGAGUCUCUUCUUCACGACUCAGAUCACAUUAUUUGAAUGCAAACCCUCCUAUGCAUCUUGUGCUGUGUUUUCUGGACUGAGCCGUCCUGCAGCUCGGUCCAGUCCUUCAGCUCGGUCCAGUCCUGCAGCUCGGUCCAGUCCUGCAGCUCGGUCCAGUCCUGCAGCUCGGUUCAGUCCUGCAGCUCGGUUCAGUCCUGCAGCUCGGUUCAGUCCUGCAGCUCGGUUCAGUCCUGCAGCUCGGUUCAGUCCUGCAGCUCGGUUCAGUCCUGCAGCUCGGUUCAGUCCUGCAGCUCGGUUCAGGGCCGGCCGUAUUUCUCUGACUGGGACCACGUGUGAUUCUGACGUGACCGGGCCGAUCUGUCGGUACUUCCUGUCAGCACUCCGCCGCGCCGGCCCGCGUCCAGCACCACACUUUUUUUCAGAAAACAAAGCACGACUGCUUUUUCAUCUGAAAUAAAAAGGUUUGCUUUUGACUCAAACAAAAUAAAGGUUGGGAAUGACUGAGGUGUAUCUCUGCCCUCCACCCCUAUCCAUCACUUCUUUAGACUGCUUUUAGUCAGUAUUUUGUAUUAAAAAAUAAAGUGCAAAGCUGGAUUGAAUUACACAAUUUUAUGUUCUUAUUUAUUUAAUGUGUGCAUGUACACUUGAAGAUGUUGUCUUAAUGUUAAAACUGUGUUAAGAUGUACGGAUGACAGAACGCUUUCUGUAAAUCAUGGAUGAAUAAAAUAAGAGUUUUGCACCAA
Molecule: messenger RNA, 2083 nt
Organism: Cololabis saira (Pacific saury)
Lineage: Eukaryota; Metazoa; Chordata; Actinopteri; Beloniformes; Belonidae
Product: dnaJ homolog subfamily B member 6-like
Exons: 8
Coding region: 239-1120 (293 amino acids)
Biological process (GO): protein refolding; positive regulation of proteasomal ubiquitin-dependent protein catabolic process
Cellular component (GO): cytosol; endoplasmic reticulum membrane
Molecular function (GO): ATPase activator activity; Hsp70 protein binding
Source: RefSeq, a predicted model, not a curated record